Molecule: messenger RNA, 1636 nt
Organism: Nymphaea colorata (pocket water lily)
Lineage: Eukaryota; Viridiplantae; Streptophyta; Magnoliopsida; Nymphaeales; Nymphaeaceae
Product: protein TOO MANY MOUTHS
Exons: 1
Coding region: 56-1579 (507 amino acids)
Cellular component (GO): plasma membrane
Molecular function (GO): protein binding
Source: RefSeq, a predicted model, not a curated record
UGCUCUUUCUCUCUCUCUCUUCUGUCUCCCUUCCUUUCUCUGCUGAAUCUUCAGUAUGUCGUCAUCUUCUUCUUCUUCACCGUUCCAGAUUGCAGUCUUUCUGCUGCUCUGCUGCUUGCUCGAGCCUUACAGUUGUGGGUACUCGACGAUAGUGCCGGAGUCGCUCACCCCCACUUUAGUGGACACUCCCCAGACGGGCUUGUCCAUGAACAUGGACGACGGCGCCCACACAGACCGGCAGGAGCAGGCGGCGGUCUACGAGGUGAUGAAGGCCACCGGCAACGGCUGGGCCACCAGCAUCCCGGACAUCUGCAAGGGCCGCUGGCACGGCAUCGAGUGCAUGCCCGACGAGAACCGCGUCUUCCACGUCGUCUCCCUCGCCUUCGGCGCCCUCUCCGACGACACCGCCUUCCCCACCUGCGAUCCCUCCUCCUCCUUCAUCUCACCCUCCAUCGCCAAGCUCCCCUACAUCCGGCGCCUCUUCUUCUACCAGUGCUGCAACGGGAACCCCCAGCCCAUCCCCGCCUUCCUCGGCCAACUCGCCGGCUCCCUCGAGUCCCUUGUCCUGAGGGAGAACGGCCACGUUGGUGCCAUCCCCCACGAGCUCGGCAACCUCACGCAGCUCAGGGUCCUCGACCUUCAUGGCAACAACUUGGCCGGCGACGCCGCCCUCCCCGCGUCCCUCGGCAACCUCCGCCGGCUCGGGCUCCUCGACCUCAGCCGCAACAGGCUCGCCGGAAAGAUACCCGCCAGUGUUGGCGAAUUAAAGGGGCUCAACGUCUUGGACCUGAACCAGAACCUUCUUCAGGGCCCCAUCCCCGACAGCAUCGGCGACUGCACCUCCCUCCUCAAAGUCGACCUGAGCAGGAAUCGGCUCGCCGGCCCGAUCCCCAGCUCCCUCGGAAAAUUAACGAGCCUCUUGCUUCUGGACUUGAGCUACAACUCCUUGUCUGCUCCAAUUCCGGCGUCCCUCGGUGGUUUGAAGUCCUUGGAGACGUUAGUGCUGAAGGGGAACUUCAUGGAAGGCGCCGUCAUCCCGGAGAGCGUCGGCCGAAUGAGGAGCUUGAUGGUCUUGGUGCUAACCAACAUGGGACUCAAGGGUCCGAUACCGGACGGACUCGGCCAGCUGACCAGGCUCCGGGUGCUGCACUUGGACCGGAACUGGCUCAACGGCUCGAUUCCGGCGAGCUUAAGAGCUCUGGAAAACUUGAGCGAACUGAGAGUGAACGAUAAUCAAUUAACUGGUGCGGUGCCCUUCGCGAAGGAGAUGUUAUGGAGGAUGGGGAGGAAGAUCCACUUGCAGAACAACUCCGGCCUCUGCUACUUAAAUGGCGACUGGAGUGGAGAUGAUCAGAACGACAUGAGCUCUUCCUUCCUCCCCGGAAUCAGCAGCUGCGAGUUCCGAAAAACAGAGCACCUCUUGUUCCAUGAGCUUCCAUCUUCCUCUUACUCUUCCUCGCCCCAGCUUCCACCAUCUCCAAUCCCUUCUUCUUCUUCGCCCCCUCCUUCCAUGACUGCAGCGUCGGUAGUGUGGAUGUUGGUAGUCUGCGAGAUGCUUUUCUCUUUUCAUUUCUUGUAGCUGUCUUGUCACCGCAACAGAUAAAUUAAUAUAUGUAUAACUUUAUUUUUGAUCUUC